GUCGGAAACGCGCCGCGCCGUUGACUCAUCGAAAUGAUGGAUCUGGUGGUUUCCCUGCUGCUCAGGCUUGUCCAGAGGAUGAUCUACCCAAGGCUGACGUGCUUGGCCAUGGUUGUCCUGUUUUCCCUCACGGCGUUGGCCACUCGGCUUCGUCUGGGCGCACAGGAGAUUCCGCUGGCCAUGCCGUGGACGCCCAAGAGCUUCGUGCAGGAGUACAGCCUGGUGCGGGAGUGGAUCUUCGACCGACGGUGGGACGAGAGGGUGGAGUGGAAGAAGCAGGGCAGGUGGCUGCGGAACGGACCGGUCAAGGUGGAGCUGACCAAGGACCGGUUCGCCAAGUUUGUUGGCACGUCGGGCGGGAGUGAGGGGGAGGGCGUGUGGCAGUACAAGCGGCGGAUAUCGAGCGGGCCGGUGGAGGUCGAGGUGGAGGACGACCCCAACUCGCCCAACAAGAUGCUGCUGUACGUGACGGAGGCGAGGACGGGGCUGUUCAACCCUAAUGCGGUGCGGUUCGACGAGGGGAAGAUCUACCUCAUAGUGCCGCCCUUUCUGCCGUGGAACAAGAGGAAGGUCGGGACGUUCACCGUCAAGGCCAAGUCACAGAUACCGCUGCUGGACAAGUCAAUGAGAUAGAUGAGGAAUGAACGAAGACGGAUGGAUGAUGAAUGUGCUGAUCGAGUGGAAAGAAAGGGACAAAUGGAUGGCGUGACGUGUGUGGUUUUCGGUGUCGUCAUGAGAGAUACAUGAGCGAUAGAUACUGCAUGCUUUGACUCACUGGCUGGUCGGUCGGUCAUGAGCGUCUGUCUCAAGACAUCGAUGUGUGUGUGUGUUCCACCAU
Molecule: messenger RNA, 838 nt
Organism: Vitrella brassicaformis
Lineage: Eukaryota; Vitrellaceae
Source: the annotation of a GenBank genome assembly